AUGUUUACGGUAGAUACAAGCAAGCCACCAACAGUUCUCACAGGCUUGGCUACCACACAUACCGGUACUAGUCUGACUGAUCAUGGAAGAAGACUUGUUCACAUUGUACGCCAAAGGAAUGCUCAUAGGAUUGUCUCGUCAAGGCAUUCGCCUCCAAUGUCAGCGCAAGAGGUACCCCAUCGCCCGGUCUUGUCUGCGCUCGUAACUUCAUCUGAAGAUCUAGCCGGUCCCCAGGCUUCGCACAAUCCCCUGGACAAGAUCGGGGACGAUGACCUCUCCGUCCAGACUCCAGGAGAACCAAAGGAUUUGAUUCGCGUGCUUGAUGUCCAUGCCGGCCAGGGCGAUUCUAUAACAUGCACACUUCGCACCUGCUCCCUGCACUCGCCAGAAGCCUAUGAGACGCUGUCCUAUGUGUGGGGCUAUGGGCCCAAAUGCAAGACCAUCUACAUGACCCAGCGCAAGGACAUGGCUGUGACGCAAGGUCUUUAUGAUGCCCUCGUCAGACUGCGUCAUCCAACGACAUCGAGGACGUUGUGGAUAGAUCAGCUAUGCAUUGACCAAGAGAACAUGGCCGAGAAGAAUCAUCAGGUCAAUCUCAUGACCAAGAUUUACAAGAAUUGCACGCAAUGUUUGAUUUGGUUUGGUGAGAUUCCCGCUUGCCUAUCUGUACAAAGUGCGCAGGGGGUGUUCGACAUCAUCACCUUGCUGGCAGAGAAUUACACGUCGCCCUCGUCAUCACCUUCCUCCUCAUGCUCGUCGCCGCCUACAUCAUCGUCCCCAUCAUCCUCUUCAAGCUGGCUCACCAUCUCGCGUACAAACUCGCGUACACCCUCGCCUUCCUCAUCUCGCUCCUCGUCACGCUCCUCGUCAUCCUCUGCCUUCUCUCAGCCAACGCCACCACCCAUCUACAUACCCCCAAGCAUCGCCACUCGGUCCCUCAUCGACGCCACCCAGCACGCUUUCCACGUCUUCAUGAGCAACCCGUGGUGGAAUCGGAUAUGGACGGUUCAAGAGGCCGUGCUCCCCCCAACCUUGCUCUUGCACUGGGGCCCCCUCAACAUCCCCUGGUCCACCAUUGUGACCGCCUCACGGGCCGGAUGGUUUGAAUGGCCGCCACCAAUCCACUCGUUUGACAUGGCGAGCUUCAAGCCCGUGGUGCUAGGUCUCGAUUUGACCAAGGAAGGAGAAACGCCGUUGGAGACUUUGCACAGGUGGCGGUAUCGCGAUGCGCUUGACCCGAGGGACAAGGUGUACGCCUUGGGAGGGCUAUUGGAUCCAGAGUAUCCGAUACCGAGUAUCACGAAUUGUGAUUAUACCAUUGAUGUUGCCACGCUGUAUGCAAAUGUUACGCUGGAUUUGAUUGAGUGGGUUGAAGGGCUAGAGUGUCUUGUUGGUUUGAAGAUGCAGAGAAGCUCGGAUUUGCCAAGUUGGGCGAUUGAUUUUAGACGAUGUGACCUUGUCAAUGAUGGAUAUGCAUGGUGGGAUCCCUCCUUUAGAUAUGACUGGUUCAACGCGUCUGGUGAGGUCGAGUGGGCCGAGGAGAGGAUGCGUUGUAACGGGACAGUGCUGUCACUCCAAGGAGUGAGGGUUGGCGUGGUGGAAGGCGUAGGCGAAGCGAGAAUCUGCGAAAACGUGGAUAACACAGAGUAUGAGGAGCUCUUGGCCCAGUUGUCUGGCUCGAAGGCUCUCUUAGGCGUCUACUUGAGCACUGAGUCGGUGGACAGGACGUAUCCAGACGACGAAAUUUCGUAUCAGGAAGCCUUUUGGAGGACCGCCAUUGGAGAUUUGGUUACAGAUGAGACUCCGCAACGGCGAGCGACUGAUGAGGACGUGCAAUUGGUGGCCAGGUUUCUAGAGGACGAGGACAUGGACACGGAGGUUGUGUAUUCGCUUCGUUGCAUGCUGAUGAACCAUGCCUUCUUUUUGACCCGUGAGGGAUACAUGGGUAUCGGACCAACUGACAUCAUGCCAGGUGAUGAGGUUUGGAUUUUGGCCGGUGGCUCUGUGCCUUUUGUAUUGCGGCCGACAGGCUUGGUGGAUCGGUCAGCUAGCUCAAGUCCGCAGUAUGCAUCCGGACACAUGCUCGUAGGAGGUAGCUACGUCCAUGGAUUCAUGGACGGAGAAGCUGAAGAGGUGUUGAUCAAGAAUCUGAUCGAGGUGCAUCUGCAUUGA
This is a messenger RNA of Plenodomus lingam JN3, 2172 nucleotides long. RefSeq lists its product as uncharacterized. NCBI's taxonomy places the organism in Eukaryota, Fungi, Ascomycota, Dothideomycetes, Pleosporales, Leptosphaeriaceae. The record is from RefSeq and is a predicted model, not a curated record.